AGAAACAAAAAAAAAAAAAAGGAAAAACAAGGUCUGCGAAUAAGGGGCUCGCAAAACGACUGGGAAAGACAGCCAUCAUGACUUCCGGCCCCUCAGAUAGCGACAAUAUGGACCUUCUUUGUGGAAAACUUGUUUUCAACCUCCUCGUGGUUGUUGUCGUUGUCUGCGCAACGAGUAGAGCACCAUGUCUGAAGGAUGUCGUCUUGUCGUGGCAGACCUGCCAAUAGAAAUUAUCUGCCAUAUAUUCUCGUUUCUUUCCUUCCAUGAGCAAAUACCAGGGUUAGCAAAAGUGUGUCGUACUUGGCGAGGUGCUCUACGGGACCUUCGUACAUUGAGCUUGGAGGCCACAAUUUCUGUUUUGGAUUAUACACUGCCUAGGAUUCUAUCAGGGUAUCCCCGCCUCGAACGUCUCAUCAUUGAGCCGUCUCGUUACAUUGACACCAUCGAUGCCGCCUACCUUCUGACAAAGGUAGCACAACAGUUUAGAGGACAUUCCACGUUACGCUAUCUCUUUUGCUCGAGCGAUUGGAUAGUACCUGGCGCAGUGGAGGGUUGUCCUCGAUUAGAGGUCCUUAUUGUACCAAGCUUGCGGGGAAAGGAAGAAGAAGAAGAGGAAGAACCGCAAGGGGUUAGUGGAAUGGAAGAAGAUGGUAGAGGAUCCGGUAUGGAUACAAUGGAUGUGGAGUAUCCAGAUGAUUUGCACGAAAGUGAACGAAGAAUAGGAGGGAGGCAUUGGGAAAUUUGGCGAGGGUCGGGAAUGAGAAGAAAUUUGACAUGGAUCAUGAAGCACAAACCUACUCUUACCCACAUUGAGAUGAACAAGCCGACUUUUUGGAAUCGUAUACCAAAGGUGGCUCCGGCUUCUCCAUCGCCAAUAUUAAAACAUCUGAAACUGUCGGAUAUUUGCUCAUGGGCACUGGUCAACUUUCUUGAUGUCCUUCGACAGUCUGGUCAACUAGAGCGACCUGGCCUACCGCACCUCACCACAUUAACGUUGGAUUUAGACUGGCUCAUCGUCCCAACGAACGCGUACGAAGCUAUUUCUCUUGGCUGCCCGAAUUUGCAAUCCCUUACCUUCAUAUACGCCAACUUGACACCGGCUGGCGUGGAAGCUAUAGCCACUCAUCUCCCUCGGUUAAAGUGUCUGGUGAUGGACAAAUGCGACAUGUGGUUUUACCACGGCUGGAUGUCUUUGGUACGGUACCUCUGUAGUAGAAUGAAGGAACUGGAAAAAGUUGGCUUGGAAAAGUGUUCUUUCAGAGAGCUGCCGCUCACGAUGCAAGUACGGUUCCCUGUAUAUAGUACGCGAGCAGGAACAAUGGGAUGGUGGACACAUUCACUGCGGUCGCUGAAAUUGUACGCAAAUGAUGAAUAUCGACCAAGUACAGCCGAUCUCAAAGAGGUAGUGGAACGCUUUCCACAGCUGCAGGAGUUGAAACUGGAAGUCCCAGCGGAAACGUUUACAAAGGAUGGAAUCGCGGUGUGGGGUCCUGCUGCGGUCAACUUACACGGCUUGAAGAAACUAGUCCUGCGGAGUGGCAAGUACGAACCAUACGGGACAGAGCCAGUUGCGGGUGAUACUCCACUCCACUUGCCGAACCUUCAGACCCUGUCCAUAUGGUCAUGCCCCAUUUUCCCUUUCAACUUUAUUCUACCGAAUGCAUCGAAUCUUACCACUCUGAAGCUCAAUUUUCUUCCCACAAUCUUACCUGACACGACCUUUAUCAGUCUUCCAAACCUUCGCUAUCUUGCUGUCCGAGGGAUAACGAUACUUGCUCAUCAAAUAUGUCUGUCGAUCGUUAAUGCCCUCACCGCGGACAGCCCCAAACUUGAAGUUUUGAUAAUGGAGGCACUCCAUCGAGAUUGCUCGAAUCUCCCGUCCACAUUUUUUCCCCGUCUUGUCGAAAAGUGCCCAAAACUCAAGGUGAUACGGCUAGAUCGCUUCAUAACCCCAAGGUGCACUCUUACACUGCUGGCAAGUGCCACUAUUUGGCCUGAUCUCGUGUCUUUUCAUGUUUGGGGCCAAUCGGCUAUUCAUGGAGCCACAUUGGAAUGGGAGCAAACUUCACUCGGUCCGUUUUUGCAAACCCACCGAUUGCUCCGAUCCUUCCACGUCGGCUUGCAUACUCUGGAAGUGCCGGGAUUUGAACUAGAGGGUAGAUGUAUGGAUGAGCACGGGUAUGCCCGGAAUGUUGUCUCGUAUGCAACGUAUGCAAGGUCUAUCAAAGCACGUUGGUGGUGGUUAGAAGAUGUUGUGGUUCAUGGCCCUAUUAAGCGACGAAGCGUCGCAGACUCGCUCCUGUAACAACGCAACAAGAAACAGUUUCAUAGAUAGUAUAUAGGUAUUUGUAGAUGAGGCUUGUGGAAAUAAACUUUUGGUUAUCUUGAUCAGGAGGAUGCACAGCCCAA
Messenger RNA from Spizellomyces punctatus DAOM BR117, 2409 nucleotides. RefSeq lists its product as uncharacterized. Gene Ontology annotation, molecular function: protein binding. The record is from RefSeq and is a predicted model, not a curated record. NCBI's taxonomy places the organism in Eukaryota, Fungi, Chytridiomycota, Chytridiomycetes, Spizellomycetales, Spizellomycetaceae. The transcript has 2 exons. Bases 185 to 2305 code for a protein of 706 amino acids.